This is a messenger RNA of Panthera uncia (snow leopard), 816 nucleotides long. RefSeq names its product transcription factor BTF3-like. Gene Ontology annotation, cellular component: nascent polypeptide-associated complex; cytosol. NCBI's taxonomy places the organism in Eukaryota, Metazoa, Chordata, Mammalia, Carnivora, Felidae. The record is from RefSeq and is a predicted model, not a curated record.
AGACCCCCUGAGCGCCAACCCUAGUCCCAGGCGCGGUCCCAUUUCCGCUCCAACAAGAUGAAAGAAACUGUCAAGAACCAAGAGAAACUCACCAAACUGCAAGCACAAUUGCGCGUUGGUGGGAAAGGAAGUGCUCCCCGAAAGAAGAAGGUGGUUCAUAGAACAGCUACAGCAGAUGAUAAAAAACUUCAGUUCUCCUUAAAGAAGUCAGGGGUAAACAAUAUCUCUGGUAUUGAAGAAGUGGGUAUGUUCACAAACCACGGAACAGUGACCCACUUUAACAACCCUAAAGUUCAGGCAUCCCUGGCAGUGAUCACUUUCACCAUGACAGGCCACGCUGAGACAAAGCAGCUGACAGAAAUGCUGCCCAUUAUCUUAAACCAACUUGGUGCAGACAGUCUGACUAGGUUAAGAAGGCUGGCUGAAGCUCUGCCCAAACAAUCUGUGGAUGGAAAGGCACCACUUGCUACCGGAGAGGAUAAUGAUGAUAAAGUUCCAGAUCUUACGGAGAAUUUUGAUGAAGCUUCCAAGAAUGAAGCAGAGAUGAGUCAACUUCUGAAGAAGAUAAACUUGAAGAAGUUACUGGGAGCUGCUAUUUUAUAUUAUGACUGCUUUUUAAAAAUUUUGUUCAUGGAUCUGAUAAAUUCUAGAUCUCUAAUAUUUUUAAGCCCAAGCCUCUUGGACACUGCAGCUCUUUUCAGUUUUUGCUUAUACACAAUUCAUUCUUUGCAGCUAAUUAAGCUGAAGAAGCCUGGGAAUAAAGUUUGAAACAAGAUUAAUAAAGUUCUUUGCCUCGUAAAAAAAAAAAAAAGAGUA